This is a messenger RNA of Phalaenopsis equestris, 458 nucleotides long. RefSeq names its product nuclear body protein SP140-like. The coding region runs from base 50 to 355 and encodes 101 amino acids. NCBI's taxonomy places the organism in Eukaryota, Viridiplantae, Streptophyta, Magnoliopsida, Asparagales, Orchidaceae. The record is from RefSeq and is a predicted model, not a curated record. The transcript has 2 exons.
AAAUUAAACUUUAGGCGUUAGAUAUGUAAAUAUAUAUGCAUUAGGUGGUAUGUUCGUGAAUUCCCCAAUAUUAUUAGUAUUUGCAAUAGUGUUAACAUUUGGCAAACAGGUUAGCCCUUCACAAUUUGAAGCUCAUGCUGGCCAUUCACAGCGUCGCAAACCAUAUAACUACAUUUAUACUUCCAAUGGAGUGUCACUCCACGAGCUCUCUGUCACAUUAUCAAAGCGCCGCAAGCUGUUGGACAGUGAAAAUGAUGAUCUGUGCAGUAUUUGUGAAGAUGCUGGAGAGCUGGUACUAUGUGACCUUUGUCCUAGGGCAUUUCAUCAAGGUAUCGAUCUUGACAUUGCUAAAUAAAUGCUGUAGACACUAAAAUUGAUGUGACGGCACAGGUAAAAGAUGUUGGACAUGGACCUUAUAGCUGCCUUUUACGAAUUGGCAAAAACAGUCUAGGAGACUU